Messenger RNA from Fusarium tjaetaba, 219 nucleotides. Its product is annotated as mitochondrial atp synthase epsilon chain domain protein. The coding region runs from base 1 to 219 and encodes 72 amino acids. The record is from RefSeq and is a predicted model, not a curated record. Gene Ontology annotation, biological process: proton motive force-driven mitochondrial ATP synthesis. Gene Ontology annotation, molecular function: proton-transporting ATP synthase activity, rotational mechanism. NCBI's taxonomy places the organism in Eukaryota, Fungi, Ascomycota, Sordariomycetes, Hypocreales, Nectriaceae. Gene Ontology annotation, cellular component: mitochondrial inner membrane. The transcript has 3 exons.
AUGACUGCUGCGUGGAGAGCCGCUGGUCUUACCUACAACCGCUACCUGGCCAUCGCCGCCCGCGUUGUCCGCCGAAGCCUGAAGGAGGACAAGAGAAUCGCUGCUGAGCGCCGAGGCGAGAUGGAUUUGCGAUUCUCCAAGUGGCAGAACGGUAAGCAGGGUGAGCCCAAGAACCUCGCCGCUGCCAACGCCGCCAUUGCCGCCGAGAACGCUGCUUAA